Molecule: messenger RNA, 597 nt
Organism: Dioscorea cayenensis subsp. rotundata (Guinea yam)
Lineage: Eukaryota; Viridiplantae; Streptophyta; Magnoliopsida; Dioscoreales; Dioscoreaceae
Exons: 3
Coding region: 1-597 (198 amino acids)
Source: RefSeq, a predicted model, not a curated record
AUGGUGGCAAGGAUGAUUUCAUGUCUCAUUCUAGAAGCAUUAACUACAGAAGAACCAACAAAUUAUAACGAAGCAAAAGGUUGUCCAAAUUGGGAAAGAGCAAUGCAAGAAGAGAUCGAAGCUUUAAAUAAGAAUGAGACAUGGGAGUUAGCAGCCAAACCAGAAAAGUGUGUGCCAGUCACUUGCAAAUGGGUUUACCGCUUCAAGAAAAGAUCAUAUGGCACCAUUGACAGAUUAAAAAUCUGGGGGAGAUUGCCUUUUUUUCCUGGUUUGGAAGUGGAACAAUUAGAUCAAGGGUAUUUUGUUUCUCAAACAAGCUAUGCAAAGAAUCUUUUGGAAUGUUUUGGCAUGAGAGAGUCAAAGGAGAAGGCUGCUCCAAUAGAGCCAAAUCUCAAGUUGAAGAAAGAUGAAGGGAAGCUAAUGCAUGAUGCGAGGAAGUUCAGACAACUGGUUGGAAGCUUAAUUUAUCUGACAGUUAUGUGGCCAGAAAUUUCGUAUUCUAUUGGUGUUGUUUCUCAGUUUAUGCAAAAUCCUAGAAUUCCUGAUUUAUAUGCUGCAAAAAGGAUUUUGCAAUAUAUAAAAGGAACUCUUGGUUAA